AGGAAGUUGAGCGGGCCAAACGAAGCAAAGUGGUCAUGACCUUUGCUUUGGUUGAUCGCAAGGUCCUUUUCAAUGAAGAUGAAGUUUCAGAAAUGGAAUCACGGAGCAGCAUAUUAAAGCCUCCGGACGAGAGGGAAGUGAACAGAAUAAAACCAAACCCAACCGAUAGGGUUCAACCAAUUUUUAUAGAUCCAGGCCCGAAGAAGAAGCCGGGUAAGGGUAAAGUGCCGAACAAGAGUCUCAAGAGCGGAUUAUGCUUGGAAAUCAUCGAGAGGGUGCAACACGAGAGAAACGAGUUGAAACACUUCAUUGUUGAUGACCAUCUGGAAACAACCUCAAAUGGAAAGUCUUGGCACGGGCCAUCAGUGAGUAGGGGAGUGCAUAUAGAAGAUGGAGCCGAAUGCUAUCUAGAAUGUAACUAGCAUGGAGCAUCAAGAUAAUAGGGGUCUGCUAGUACUUGUAUCUUUGGUAAGAAAACCUUGAAACUCAUCAUUCUUAUACGACGGCAUCUACCAUUUUGUAGAUACCGCAGAUCAUUCGCUGGCUUUUUCUCA
This is a messenger RNA of Syzygium oleosum, 554 nucleotides long. RefSeq lists its product as uncharacterized. The transcript has 2 exons. NCBI's taxonomy places the organism in Eukaryota, Viridiplantae, Streptophyta, Magnoliopsida, Myrtales, Myrtaceae. The record is from RefSeq and is a predicted model, not a curated record. The coding region runs from base 36 to 422 and encodes 128 amino acids.